Molecule: messenger RNA, 1002 nt
Organism: Thamnophis sirtalis
Lineage: Eukaryota; Metazoa; Chordata; Lepidosauria; Squamata; Natricidae
Source: RefSeq, a predicted model, not a curated record
AUGGUUAAAAAUGACGUGGUGUGGAAUCUUGGACCAAUCAACAAGUAUGCCUCUAGUUCAAGUAUGCCUCUUGACUGUUGGCUAAAGAGUAUGCCUGAGCAUUGUGGUAAACUCCCUUCCAGCAAACGUGACAAUGGACUGGAAGUCAUGAAGCCCAAUGUUCUGCCUGAGAUGUGGACUACCUGUACUAAGCCGUGUUCGGGGCUGUUCACUGAUACGUUGUAUGGUCUCUCUCUUCUGCCUCCAGGUUGCCGAGAGACUGCCUUCAUUUUUGCUAUUACUAGUGCCGGGGUCACCCACUCGGUGGCCCGUUCUUGCUCGGAAGGCUCCAUCGAAUCUUGCACUUGUGACUACCGACGGAGGGGUCCAGGAGGUCCCGACUGGCAUUGGGGUGGCUGCAGUGACAAUGUGGACUUUGGACGGGUCUUUGGGCGAGAGUUCGUGGACUCCAAUGAGAAGGGGAGAGACCUGCGCUUCUUGAUGAAUUUACACAACAACGAGGCAGGACGUCUGACUGUUUUCACAGAAAUGCGCCAGGAAUGCAAGUGCCAUGGGAUGUCAGGCUCUUGCACCGUGAAGACUUGCUGGAUGCGUCUGCCCACUUUUCGGACCGUGGGGGACUUCCUCAAGGAUCGCUUUGAUGGCGCUUCCCGGGUCAUCUACGGCAACAAAGGCAGCAACCGAGCUUCCCGCAUGGAGCUGCACCAUCUGGAGCCGGAGAACCCAGCUCACAAGCCUCCUUCCCCUCACGACCUGGUCUAUUUUGAGAAGUCUCCCAACUUCUGCACUUACAACGGCAAGACAGGCACCGCAGGCACGGCCGGACGCUUCUGCAACAGCACCUCCCCAGCUCUGGACGGCUGUGAGUUGCUGUGCUGCGGGAGGGGCUACCGCACCCGGACACAGCGCGUCACCGAGCGAUGCAACUGCACCUUCCACUGGUGCUGUCACGUCAGCUGCUUGAACUGCACCAACAUGCAAGUGCUGCACGAGUGCUUGUGA